Messenger RNA from Jatropha curcas, 2815 nucleotides. NCBI's taxonomy places the organism in Eukaryota, Viridiplantae, Streptophyta, Magnoliopsida, Malpighiales, Euphorbiaceae. The record is from RefSeq and is a predicted model, not a curated record.
CAACGACAUCUGUAGUGUCCAACCUCAGUGAUUUUCACUUCUCUCGUAACGUUACGAUCGCUCCAGGCAUCUCCAGGCAAUAAUGGGUCAACGUAAACACCCACUGCGUAGAUUAUUCCAUGCACUCACAGCAAGCAAUAACAAAAUUUCAGUUUUCCCUUCACAUGCAAUUGUAAAUCACCGCAAUUACCUUCCCUUACUAUCCUCAUGCAAAGAUCUCAACUCUCUCCUUCAAAUUCAUGCCCGUUUGAUAGUCUCAGGCCUCCAAAACGACCCUUUGUCUAAUAUCCAUAUUAUAAAAUCUUACCUUUCUUUUAAAAAAUUUGACUUUGCUCGGUUUUUGUUUGAUUUUAUGCCCAACCCAAGUGUUAGAUUGUACAAUAAUAUCAUAAGAGCUUAUACAAGUGAGAAAAAUUACCAAGAAGCUAUAAAAUUGUAUCACUUGAUGUUAAAUAAUGGCUUAGAGCCAGACAAAUAUACGUUCACUUUUGUUUUGAAAGCUUGCAUCGGUGGGCUGGAGUUUAAAGAGGGUAUGUUGAUUCACCGUGAUAUUGUCUUUAGAGGGAUGGAGUGUGAUGUUUUUCUGGGGACUGCUCUUGUUGACCUGUAUGGUAAAAUGGGUAACUUAGAGUUGGCAAGAGAAUUGUUUGAUAAAAUGCCUAGCAAAGAUGUUACAACGUGGAAUGUAAUGAUUCUUAGUUUGUCGCAGAGUGUGGAUCCUAAGAAGGCAUUGGGUUUUAUUAAGAGCAUGCAAUUGAGUGGUUUGGAGCCUGAUUUAGUAAGCAUUGUGAAUUUGGUUCCAGCUGUUUCGAAACUGGGCGAUAUUGAUGCUUGUAGGUCCCUUCAUGGUUAUGUUACGAGGAGGGGUUUUGUAGCAAUUGUUUCGAAUGGGUUGAUUGAUAUGUACUCUAAGUGUGGGAACAUUGAUAUGGCUUGUCAGAUUUUUGAACAAAUGCAAGACAGGAAUGAUAUUUCAUGGCAAACAAUGAUGGCAGGGUAUGCACAUAAUGAAUGCUUCUUUGAGGUUUUGGAGUUGUUUGAUUGUAUGCGGAGAGAGAAUGUUAGGUUGAAUAAAGUAUCAGUUGUAAAUGCUCUUUCAGCUGCAGCGGAGAUGAGAGAUUUAGUGAAAGGGAGAGAAGUUCAUGAUUUUGCUAGACAACAACGAAUUGACUCGGAUGUUUCGGUUACUACUGCUAUGAUUACCAUGUAUGCAAAAUUUGGAGAUUUGGAUAAGGCAAAAUCAUUGUUUCAAGGGCUUAAAGGAAGGGAUUUGGUUGCUUGGUCAGCAAUUAUAGCUGCUCUUGUUCAAUCAGGGUAUCCUGAAGAUGCUCUGUCACUAUUUCGAGAUAUGCAGAAUAAUUGUUUAAAAGUGAACAAUGUUACUCUGACGAGCGUACUUCCGGCUUGCGCAGACGUACUAGCCCUGAGAUUAGGUAAAAGCGUACACUGUUAUGCUAUUAAAGCGAAUAUUGACUCAGAUAUCUCAACUGGAACAGCCUUAGUGUCCAUGUAUGCUAAAUGUGGAUUCUUUGCUUCAGCACUGACUAUAUUCAAUAGAAUGCCAUGUAAAGAUAUUGUUAUGUGGAAUGCUUUGAUGAAUGGGUAUAUUCAGAUUGGUGAUCCUUAUCAUGCAAUGGAAAUGUUCCAUAAAGCACAAAUAUCUGAAAUAUGUCCAGACUCGGGAACUAUGGUGAGUUUACUUUCAGCUUGUGUCCUUUUAUUUGACCAAGGCCAGGGAUCCUGCAUGCAUGGACAAAUUAUAAAGUGUGGUCUUGAAUCUCACUGUCAUGUAAAAAAUGCUCUCAUUGACAUGUAUGCCAAAUUGGGAAGCCUUUCUGCUGCUGAAUUCUUGUUCAAGAGAACUGAUUUUAGAAAGGAUGAAGUUUCCUGGAAUGUCCUGAUUGCAGGAUAUGUGCACAAUGGACAUGCCAAAGAAGCUAUUUCUACAUUUUGCCAGAUGAAAUUAGAGAAUUUUCAUCCUACUCCAGUCACAAUUGUGAGUGUCCUUCCUGCAGUAGGACAUUUGUCAGCCUUAAAGGAAGGCAUGGCUUUUCAUGCCUGUAUUAUCCGGAUAGGAUUUCAGUCCAAUAUACUUGUUGGGAAUUGUCUUAUCGAUAUGUAUGCCAAAUGUGGACAGCUUGAUAUCUCAGAGGAGUUAUUUCAUGAGAUGAGGAAUAAAAACACCGUUACAUGGAAUGUGAUGAUUGGAGGAUAUGCAAUUCAUGGGCAAGGGCACCGUGCUACUGAACUUUUCUCACUUAUGCAGAAGAGUCAUGUCAGGAUUGACUCUCUGUCUUUACUCAGUGUGUUAUCUGCUUGCAGACAUACAGGUUUAAUAGAUGAAGGGAGGAAACUAUUUGAUUCCAUGAAGAAAAAGCACCAGCUUGAACCAGGUUUAGAACACUACGCUUGUAUGGUGGAUCUAUUAGGUCGUGCUGGAUUAUUUGAUGAAAUUUUGCAUUUAAUCAAAGCAAUGCCUUUUGAACCUGAUGCCAGAGCAUGGGGGGCUUUUCUAGGUGCGUGUAAAAUGCAUUCGAAUGUGCAAUUAGCAGAAUUUGCAUCAGAUCGUCUUGUUCAACUUGAACCUGAAAAUCCAACUCAUCGUGUGGUUUUAUCAAAUGUCUAUGCUAAAUAUGGAAGAUGGGAAGAUGCAGGAAAUACAAGAUCAAAGAUAAUCAAGACAGGACUGAGGAAAAGUCCAGGAUCGAGUUGGGUUUGAGGCAGUAGACAAAACUAAAGUGUAUCUACAUUUGGAGUGGAAGAUGGGAGCAACUUACUAUAAUCUCUUUACUUAAAAAUUAUAAGGCAGUAGAGG